Molecule: messenger RNA, 1189 nt
Organism: Meriones unguiculatus (Mongolian gerbil)
Lineage: Eukaryota; Metazoa; Chordata; Mammalia; Rodentia; Muridae
Gene: Atg101
Product: autophagy related 101
Exons: 3
Coding region: 340-996 (218 amino acids)
Biological process (GO): autophagy; autophagosome assembly
Cellular component (GO): phagophore assembly site
Source: RefSeq, a predicted model, not a curated record
UGGUGCGGGAGCGCCGGCCUGGACGGAGUUGUGGUGCGGGUCUGAGCCCUCGUCGCCGUCCGCCCCCGAGCGUGUGCGAGCUUGCGGCCCGCCUCCCUGACGUCCCGUGCGAGUUGUCGAUUCGGAUCCAGAGCGCCUGUUUGUUUGUUUGUUUUUGUUUUGUUCUGGUGUUUUUUGCUCUUGGUCUGUCCCCGAAUACUCGGCGUUUCGCGCGGGAGGAGCGGCGGAAGAAGGGGACUCGAGGCUGAGUGACUCCUGCUCCGGUCUCUCCACGCAAGGCUGGCCCCCGCCGGGGUGAGGUGUGCUGUCCUUCGCCUGUUCUCGGGCUCUGGCUGCAGGAUGAACUGCCGGUCGGAAGUGCUGGAGGUGUCGGUGGAGGGGCGGCAGGUGGAGGAGGCCAUGCUGGCCGUGCUGCACACGGUGCUCCUGCACCGCAGCACAGGCAAGUUCCACUACAAGAAGGAGGGCACGUACUCCAUCGGCACGGUGGGCGUCCAGGACGUGGACUGUGACUUCAUUGACUUCACCUACGUGCGCGUCUCCUCUGAGGAGCUGGACCGUGCUCUGCGCAAGGUCGUUGGGGAGUUCAAGGAUGCACUGCGGAACUCGGGUGGCGACGGUCUGGGCCAGAUGUCCUUGGAAUUCUACCAGAAGAAAAAGUCGCGCUGGCCUUUCUCGGAUGAGUGCAUCCCUUGGGAGGUGUGGACAGUCAAGGUGCAUGUGGUGGCCCUGGCCACGGAGCAGGAGCGGCAGAUCUGCCGGGAGAAGGUGGGCGAGAAGCUGUGUGAGAAGAUCAUCAACAUCGUGGAGGUGAUGAGCCGGCACGAGUACCUGCCCAAGAUGCCCACGCAGUCAGAGGUGGACAACGUGUUCGACACGGGCCUGCGGGACGCGCAGCCUUACCUCUACAAGAUCUCCUUCCAGAUCGCCGACGCGCUGGGCACCUCCGUCACCACCACUAUGCGCAGGCUCAUCAAAGACACCCUCGCCCUGUAGGCCGCGCGGGACCCUCGGCGUGGAGCUCUGGUGAGACUUGGAGAGAAGCCCUGGGCGUCCUUGCUUUGUGCUCACCAGCUUUGCAGUGCUGCGGCCCUGGACGCAGCGGUGCCACACCGGCCAUGGUGGGCUUCGCUGUCCACGUUGUACCGAGCCACCGUGAGGUGGUAAAUAAAGCUGACGUGCGAGAUUG